GGUGCUGAAGGUGGAGGUGGGAGCUCAACUGGUGGAGGUUCCACGGUUUCGGUAUCAUCUUCAACUUCUGUCCAGGUGGAAUCGCGCACAGUUGCCUCGACAUCGAAGACCGCCGGAUAAGAAGAAAAAAAGCUGCCUUCAGCUGCCUUCAGCUGCCUUCAGCUGCCUUCAGCCCUUCAGCUGCCUUCAGCUGCCUUCAGCUGCCUUCAGCUGCCUUCAGCCCUCGAGAAUGGCCGAGAAGAGCGAUGCCAACUGCGACGCGACGCCGGGCUCGAAGCUUGAAGACGGAAGCGGCAAUUUUACCGGGAGCUUCAAGGCCUUCUCCAAGUUCGGGGAUCCAAAGAGCGACGGUAAACUGAUCACCCUUAGCCAAAGCGACAAGUGGAUGAAGCAGGCCAAGGUGAUCGACGGCAAGAAGAUCACGACGACCGACACGGGGAUCUACUUCAAGAAGCACAAGUCGACGAAGCUCGGAAUCGACCAGUACAAGGCCUUCCUGGAGGAACUUGCCAAGAACAAGAAGGUGGACCCUGCGGAGAUGAAAACCAAGAUGGCGGAGUGUGGACCGCCCGGGUUCUCCGGUGGCGCGGGCGGAGCUGGCAAGGCUGCCUCGACCGUGGACCGACUGACGGACGUCAGCAAGUACACCGGGUCGCACAAGCAGCGCUUCGACGAGACCGGGAAGGGCAAGGGGAUCUCUGGAAGAAAGGAUUUGCCCGACCAGUCCGGAUACGUGCAGGGAUACCAGAACAAGGACUCCUACAAGGCCCACUAGCCCUCGACGAGUCUCGGUUUUCGUAAUCGGCUCCGAAUGUUUCCUCCUACACCUUGUCCCGGGUCUUGGUGUUUUCGCGGCCAACUGCAAAGGCCGCGGGAACGAAUAUAUCGCGCAAUCGGGGACCCUCGUCUCGACGAGCCACUUUUCUACAAAUCUGCCCGCGUACAGGAGCGAUCUUUCGAUAUCCAGCCUGGUAGACGUACAACUUAUUUAUAUCCGUCGUCUGCAAAUAGAGAAGUCGUAUUUAAACGAAGAGCGUUCGGAAAUCUAUAUAGUCGGACAAACACUUACCGUGUUACCGCGGACUACGUUUUAAGGGAAGGAUGUAUUUGAUCGCCGGAAAAAAGGGGCACGAGUCCUCUCGGUGGAAGUACUCUUUAUCUCCUGUCAAAUUUUAUACAGGAUUGAUCUUUUAAUUAACACGCUCGACCUACUAAUGCCGACGUCCUUCGUCGAAUCUGGAAAACGUGUGGACUCCGGGAACGGAGAGCCGAGGUUCAGGGACUGUUUGUGAUAUUUUUGCGCCUGACCCUGGAAAGAUACAAAUGUAUAAAGUUAUAGAUGGGGUAUCGAGCCCCCUCGUCAGGUGGGUUCGCACGAGGUGGACCUGGAAAUUACAAUUCAUAUAAGCGAUUCGGCUGAACGGGGGUGCGAAGACGAGACAAACGAGCUCUUCUGAAUAAAACGUUCGUUUAAUUGACGCCAUUUCGACGGGACGGGUCAAUAACAUUGCAUAUUUCUUCGAUUACAUUUGGGCGAUCCACCGAUCGCAGCAAUUUCUAGGCGUACAUUCGCCAUUCCGCUUGGGAACGCGUCGAAGACGAAGUCGGCGACCAGCGGGUGCCGAGCGGGUGCCGAGCGG
This is a messenger RNA of Orussus abietinus, 1640 nucleotides long. It is a transcript of the gene ringer, whose product is annotated as TPPP family protein CG45057-like. Gene Ontology annotation, biological process: microtubule polymerization; positive regulation of protein polymerization; microtubule bundle formation. Gene Ontology annotation, cellular component: microtubule. Gene Ontology annotation, molecular function: tubulin binding. The record is from RefSeq and is a predicted model, not a curated record. Lineage: Eukaryota; Metazoa; Arthropoda; Insecta; Hymenoptera; Orussidae. The transcript has 4 exons. The coding region runs from base 230 to 775 and encodes 181 amino acids.